Cotesia congregata is the source of this 342-nucleotide messenger RNA. Lineage: Eukaryota; Metazoa; Arthropoda; Insecta; Hymenoptera; Braconidae. The record is from the annotation of a GenBank genome assembly.
AUGUAUCCUACUGAGAGGUGUUACGAGAAUUUUGGGACUUGGUUCCAAUAUGUUACUGCUGUGUUUGGCGAGCGGGAUUUGCGGCGGGGAGUAAGGAUUUUACGUCGCUUGAUUGGUCCGCUUACCCCACGCGAGGCUCUGGAUCUAGUCGAGGAGUGGAUGGCUCUGUUUGGGCCUGCUGGGCCUGAGGUUUCGGGCGCAGCAACCUUUUUCUUUCUCCAUAUGCUGGAGAAUCUAGAUGGCGAGGAGGAGUUCAUCGCUCCCAACCUUUCCGAUUUGGAACGGUUGCGGGAAGCACUUAUUGAAUUUGUAUCCAAUAAGAAUUUUGUUUGCUAUUUUUGA